Paramuricea clavata is the source of this 378-nucleotide messenger RNA. Lineage: Eukaryota; Metazoa; Cnidaria; Anthozoa; Malacalcyonacea; Plexauridae. The record is from the annotation of a GenBank genome assembly.
AUGGGGGACACUGUUCUAUUAAAGUUUCGAGCGCGAGGUUUAGAUGAAAAGUGUACGGGUCCUUACAUCAUUAUUAACAUUCGAGAGAACGAUUGCGAGAUAGAGUCAUUGGAAAGCAGAAAGCGUAAAGUUGUACAUGCGAAUAAUCUAAGACGGUUUGUCGUAGAAACAGUUGCUAAUCCAUUGGGUGAGGAAUCGGAAGACAUGCUAAGUUCUGAUUCGGAUGAGUCUACGAUUGAACUUAUUAAUGAGCGUGCUGGAGUACGUUUAGCACCACAUGGAAUCGAUGAUCAAGCAGAACCAUUAAAUUUACAUUAUAACUUAAGACAGAAUCAAAGACAACCCGAUCGUUAUGGAGUAUCUGUGUUGGAUUAUUGA